This is a messenger RNA of Olea europaea var. sylvestris, 2923 nucleotides long. RefSeq lists its product as uncharacterized. NCBI's taxonomy places the organism in Eukaryota, Viridiplantae, Streptophyta, Magnoliopsida, Lamiales, Oleaceae. Bases 441 to 2828 code for a protein of 795 amino acids. The transcript is spliced from 5 exons. The record is from RefSeq and is a predicted model, not a curated record.
CUUUUUCUUCUCUUUUAUUCAUAUUUUCUUGAGAAAAGUUGGUUUUUAAUGAUGGGAAGUUGUGUUAAAAGCUCGAUUUGGGAUAGUGAAUUGAAGAAGCUUUAUGACUAGGGAGUACAAGUAUGAUGUAUGUGUGUGUGUUGGGAAUGUUUGUGGACCUAAUUACGAUUUUCCAAUCUUGGCACGAAGGACAAGAUUUUAACCUUAGUCCAUCUUUUAUGCUAGAGUCGAAAAGUAGAAAACCUAUGUGAAUGGUUGAAAUUGACACUCGCUAAUGGGGAAAUGUGGAUGAAGUUUGAUGAUUUUUCGCUUGUUGGAUGAGUAGUUUUUGAUUAAACUGGUGAAUAAUGCUUUUGAUCCAUAGUAGAUGUGAUUAUUUAGGCUAUAAUUUCAAGAUUUUCAGCAUUGUAUACCAUUCUUAACGCAAAUUAGAUCAUAAUAUGCAUUUGAUUUCUGUGGUUUAUGAUGGAAUAUAUAGAUCAGAUUCCCUCACUUUAAUUUGCUUUUAUGAAAGAUUCCUUCGGAUCAAAUUAUUCACCCUCGUCCAUCGACCCCAAAUUUAUGAAUGGAGCAGACUUGGAGUUGUCUGUAUUAGGCGAAGUGUUAGGAAUCUCAUUCAAGAAGAUAUGUCAAUCGAGAUGCAAAAAGAGAAGCGAAUUAGAGCUAAAAGACUGCUAUUUGCAGGAACAGAUUCGAGUAAGGAAAUGCCUAUUACUGAAGUAGAUAAAUCUUCCCAUAAGCUCAACACUGGAGCAAUGCUGGAAACAAUUUACGAUCAGAUUUAUCGAGAAGAGAGUAGCCCCGAGGGAGGUCCAGGAAGAAGUAUCACUCUUGCGGAGUAUGGCCGGCUCAAUGAGAUCAGCGUCGAGCAAUUUCAAAUGAGUGCCAGAGCUUUUGUUGAUCAGAUGUUAACGGACCGAAAAUUCGUCGACAAGGAACGGGAAUGCUCUGAGUCGAGACCAUUCUCUGAUGCACUAGAAAUUCUAAAGUCGAACGAGUAUUUAUGUGAAAAGAUCAAGAACCAAUAUGGGCAUUCAUCAAAAGGAAGUCUCACUUCUCGGAUGUCGGAAAAAGUAGUUCUAAAGCCAAAUUCAAAGGAUACCAAAUACUCCGAGAAUGUUUCCUGUCAUUGCUCGUUGCUUCAGUUUCAUAACAGGUCGAGCAGUAAAUUACCAAAUGUGAAAUCUACAUCUUUCUCUUUCAGCGAAAUGAAGAGGAAGUUGGAAUAUUCAUUUGGACAGACCAGGAAAGAGACAUACCAGCCCUUAAUGGGUGUAACUACAGUUGAACGGUCUCAUAGUAAAAUGAGCUCUGGAGAUGAGAGUCCUUGUCGACGUAUGAACACCAGAAAUUCUGUGAAUUCAUCCAUCGGUGCCAAGUUGAAGGACAAGAAUCAAGGCCUCAAAUCAAGCUGUUUAUCUGAAAAUUCUUGCAUGAACGAACCCAUGUGUAACAAAUCAAAUCCAUCGAGUAUCCAAGGAACACGUAAACUUGAUGUAAUUCUGGAGGCAAAAAUGCACCUUUCUGCUAGAUUGGAAACUUUAAAUGCCAUUGAGACCUCGACUAGCAAAAGAUGCCCUAAAACCUUAGGACAGAUUCUCUCCUCACCCGAAUAUGACGUUUUGCUUUCCAGCCUAAGUAGGAAAAAGGAAAAAGGUUCGGUUUCCGCGCAGAUGAGAUUGAGUCCUUCUGGCAAUUCUCUGGCAAGUUGCCAAAACCGAAAAGGAAAACAGAAGAAGUACGUAACUCCAUUUAGACGGAAUGAAGAAGCUAGAUCUUCUGAUAAUUUUAGGAACUAUGAUAGUACACUAGAAAUAUUGGAGGCGAACACAAAUUUCUCUCUGAUCGAAAGUCCUGAUACAGAAGUGCAUGAGAACAUUGGUUUUGCUGCAGUUGAUCUGAAGUCUACUGGUCGAGUAAUGAUGGUAGAAUUAGAAAGCAUUCCAAAUCAUGAAUUUACAAGAACUUCAGAAGGGCCAAGUGAAUUAAGCAGCACUGAUGUAUCUGGCACUAUGCAAAAAAACAACAGAAUUGAAUUACUCGAGGAAGAUGGAAAUACAACGCAUCUAAGAUCGGAUUCGCCUUCUGUACCAGAUUAUUCUCCAUGGACUCCUUUAAGCACGUACCGACUAGAUGACAGCACUAAAGAUCGAGAUGAGCACCCAAGCCCGGUUUCUGUCCUUGAGCCAUUUUUCAUGGAAGACGCGAAUAGCCCACCAAGCAUCAUACUUAGAAGAGCUGGCCAGCCAUUACAACCACGUCGUCUAGAUUAUGAAGGGUGCACAUCUGAGGCGUCCCCCAUUGAUCCCACAUUCAUUCCAACAACCUGCAUGGAUGAAAAGGCUUCCAUUUCUGGUUAUGUAAAUGCAGUUUUGCAAGCUUCUUGUCUGAAUUGGGACAAGUUAUCAGCAAUUAUGCCACUCACCGAACAGCUAAUUUAUGAAUCCUUAUUCGACGAAGUAGAGCUUCCAUCCACUGAUUCUCCUUAUGAUCCUAAACUUCUUUUCGAUCACAUUAAUGAAGUUCUGCAAGAGGUACAUAGACGUCAUUUUGGUUUGCCCCCUUGGUUAUCAUUCAUUAAAUCGAAAAUCCAGUUUGCGCCAUUGGAACAACAGGUGGUCGACGAGGUAAUGAAAGAAGCUGUUUUUUACCUCCUUCCUUGCACUGAGAAAAGGACGUUGGACCAGCUCGUUGGCAAAGAUAUGGCAAAUUCGGGAUCGUGGCUUGAUAUCCGGCUUUAUACAGAGGAAAUUGUGAGUCAGAUUGCAGAAUAUAUCUUAGAGGAAUCAAUCCUGUAUUUGAUUCUUGAUUUUGAUACAUUAAGCUGAAGCUGUUGUUCAUAUUUUUUCAUACAUCUAAUUUAAUGCUAGUUACAUAGAAGGUAUAAUGAAGAAUAAAGGUUUUAUUAGCAGGUUAACAUUUU